UGGUCUUUACAAAUUCCUAGCGUGUUUGCCGCCAGACAUUGAGGACAUACCCCCGACCCGCACGGUUCACUUCCAAGCACAGAAGCGGAACACGACUCUACAUUGCAUAGAGCAUUGACCUUACAAUAACAAGGUGCUGAAUUGUCAAGCCUCCCCUUCCUGACAAAUGGGCGCGACCCGGCGCCCACUACCAAAGACUGUAACUGAGCACUACCAUUUCUGCUAUGAGGAGGUGUCGUCUCUCCCUUCCUUCCAGUGGGCGCGUCCAAGCCAUGACUGUGUGCAGUGAGAGGCCAACUACUGUACGUUUUCACACAGAGGCCUGCUCGGAGCCUCCCCGCCUAUACGGUGGGCGCGGCUAGGCACUGGCUGACAGCAUUGAAGGCUGGCUGUACCACGUCCCCCCUAUAGGGGUUUUUUGGUGUUGGUUAUAGCGGCCGGCUCCAGGCUGUGUGGUUAUGUGAGAAGACGACAAUGCCAGCCCCGGCUCACACAGCUUCACUGCCCGGGGCUGCCUGGGAAACGACGUCUGCAGAGCCGUGACGUCACCGAGUCGCAGGGCUGGAGAUAAUGACAUCAUUUGCGGUGCUGCACUGUGCUGAGGGAGAAGUGCAUCUGACAGCCUGACAGAUCCGCAGUCCAUCCAUCACCUUCCUUGUAACUGAAUUUAAAAAGCAAUUUAAAAAAAUAAAUCUCUCCUAGUGGAAUACAAGACAUGACUGACAAGGACAAGAUCCUAACCUAUGGAAAUUACUGGAACAGUAUUUGUACUGUUUUUGCUGAUUGUACUUUCAUUUAAGCGACUGGCCAUGGAUAACAUAUAUUGAUUUUGGAGGCUAAACAUUGUGGUACAUGUAGGAACUUUAUGACCAAAUACCUUAAGCCAAUGUUUUGUUGACACGGCUUUUCUCUCAGAGGUGCAAUGCAGAUUGUUUUCUUAUUUUAUCAUGGUUAGUAAAUAUUACAUUACAGGACUUUGCAAAAAUAGCACUUGGAGCCUCUGGUGUAGGUGAUGGAGCCAGAGAAAGGCCAGAAGAGCACAAGGAAGUUGGAGGAAGGUGUAAGGAAAAGGCCGAAUAAAGGAGAGGAGGUGCAGGGCCCAGUAUCUUCAGCAGAAGACAUUACAGUUAGUGGUCAGGAAGAGCUUUCACCACACACACAUUUCCCGGGCUCCCUGAAGAUAGCAAGAGAGGGUCCACCUAGGAGAGUGGGAAGACCUUGUAAACCAAAAGUUCCAUUGCUUGGGCAACUUCACGUUUCAAAAUCACAGCCUGCUUCACCAGCAUUUAUGGCUCCCCGUCUGGAUACAGAGCAUAGUCAUGAGGGCCAAGUAUGGCAAGUUUUAGAUCCAAUACAGUCAGGUCCGUCCAGGUCGUUCUCUUCUUCUGCACCACAUGCAAGGCUUAGCCGUCCAGCAGAGGACCCUACUCAGAAGGUUUAUGUCCAGCGGCCAACUCAGGUUUCUGUAAAACAAGCAGAUGAGCCUCCUAAAAAGGAGAAGAAGUCCCAAAAGCCAGGCAAAUAUAUUUGCCAAUAUUGCAGCCGACCAUGCGCUAAACCAAGUGUUCUUCAAAAGCAUAUCAGAUCUCAUACCGGGGAGCGGCCAUAUCCCUGCGUCCCUUGUGGGUUUUCUUUUAAAACAAAAAGCAAUCUGUAUAAACAUAGGAAGUCUCAUGCUCACAGGAUCAAAGCUGGGCUGGCAUCAGAAAUAAGUGUAGAGACAUAUCCAUCCAGCCUAGAGAUGGAAAGGCUUGGAGGGGAAGAAAUUGAUGAUCCAUCAGAAGGAGAAAGCACAGACUCUGAGGAUGAGACAAGCACAAUGUCAAACCUAGUGGAAUUGUCUCCACAACAAAAGCAUCACUUGACAUGUGAUACCAAAGUUGUGUCUAGACACCAAGUUACAGCCCAUGAUCUCUUUUCUUUGUCCCAACAAAACAUAUCCCAAACCUCCGAGGAGAGUGUAACAUUCACUGAACCUUCAUCUGAACUUGUCCAGAAAUCAGAAGAUACUCACAGUAUAAAGCAGAAGCUGGCACUUAGGUUAAGUGAAAGAAAAAAAGCCAGUGAGGAGCAGACUUUUCUUAGCCCAGGAAGUAAAGGAAGUACAGAGUCUGGUUAUUUUUCACGCUCAGAAAGUGCAGAGCAGCAAAUUAGUCCUCCCAAUACCAAUGCUAAGUCAUAUGCUGAAAUUAUUCUGGGUAAAUGUGGAAGAAUUGGACAAAGAUCCACCAUGUUAGCCAGCCCUUCUGCUUUAGUUGCUGCAGAGGAAAAAACAGCUAUGGCAUCAAUGUCUGUACCUAGGACACAGGUAAUUGAGCAUAUUACCAAACUCAUUACAAUUAAUGAGGCUGUAGUGGAUACUAGUGAGAUUGACAGUGUUAAACCAAGAAGAAGCUCAUUGUCUAGGAGAAGCAGUAUUGAGUCUCCCAAAGGAACUCUAUAUCGAGAAUCUUUCCAGUUUGAUGUUAAAUCACCAGGGUCCCAACUAGAUCCUAAGUCUGAAAAGACAAAAGCUGAACAUCCAUUCCCUUCCCUUCAGCAUUCCCACGGUGCCACAGACACAGUGCCUCUUCUUCGAAGCCACUCUAUGCCUUCCUCAGCAUCCACUUCAAGUUCUCCACAUCCAUUUAGAGCUAGUUAUUCUUUUGAUGACCGAAUUGUAGAUUCAGAAGCUUUGGGCCACAGUCAUAUGUUUUCUUCACACCCACGCCUGCUAAAAAGACAACCAGCAAUAGAACUACCUUUAGGAAUGGACUACUCUUUAGAUGAAGGUAGUUUAACAGUAAAAGACACUGCUGUGAAAACAUCUGAAGACGUGGAAGGGAAAGAAAGUGAAGUUCCUAAAAAGUCCAAAAAAGGGGGUAGGGUAAAGGGUUUGACCUAUGAAUGUAAUAUUUGUGGUGCUCGAUACAAGAAAAGGGGUAAUUAUGAAACUCACAAGAAAUACUACUGCUCAGAGCUACAGAUUAUGAAACCUCCAUCUUUGAGCUCUCAAAGUUCUGUAGAAAUCGGAAAAGAACUUUCAGAACAGGAAGCGUGGCCUCAGGUGAUGAGUUACAAGUUAGCGCCAAAUGUAGAGUCAUCUACCUUGCGUAAACGACGGAAAGAAAAGAGUCUCGGAGAUGAUGAAGAACCCCAAAUGGCUGAUUGGUCUGAGUAUCCGUCUACCACAGCACUAGAAUCGCACUUUGCUGCUUCCACUACAUCCUUGACUUUGUGCAGUGAUACCCCUAAGCAGUUUAGUGGUCGAAGUGAAUCUACAUCUUUGUCAGAUGUAGAGAGUAAAGAAAAGACUAUGAUUUCUAAGGAAAUUUCUGUCAUCCAGCAUACUAGUUCAUUUGAAAAAUCUGAGUCUAUUGAAAAGAAGAGUAGUUUUGAUGAGGAAGAUAUGACUGUAGCACAAGUGUCUGUGAGACCUCAUACCCAGUCAUCUCAUCCUUUACAGCCUAAGUUAGUCCGUCAGCACAACAUUCAGGUACCAGAAAUCUUAGUCACUGAAGAACCAGAUAAACCAGAGGCUGACAUUGAAGAUCCACCCAAAGAACAAGAGAAAGUAGAAGAGUUCCAGUGGCCACAGAGGAGUCAAACACUUGCACAGCUACCUGCUGAAAAACUCCCACCAAAAAAGAAGAGGUUACGCUUGGCAGAAAUGGCACAGUCUUCUGGAGAUUCCAGCUUUGAAUCAAUGUCCCUCACCCGCAGCCCCAGUCAGGACAGCAGCAUUUCACAUGCCUCCAGUCAUUCUCUCUCAAUUGAUAGAGAAGAGGGUUCUAAAUCUGAAGUUUUAGGUCUGUCAUCAGAGGGUACUACUAAGGCACUUGGACAUCACAUGCUCACUGUCCCUUCCCACCAUCAUCAUAUGAGAGAAAUGAGAAGAUCUGCAUCUGAACAGACACCAAAUAUAUCUCACACACCACAGGAUUCAGAGAAUCGAAGCAAAUCUUUUGAUUAUGGUAAUUUAACAUCUUCAACUUCAACAUCAAUGCCAACAGCUCAGGAGCGAAGGAAGUGCUUCUCACUUCGACAAACCUCUCUAAGCAGACAUGUUGAAAUUGAACCUGAACUAUUGCCACGUGACUGGAAAGAAUCAGAUAAACCAUCUACUUCAAGCCAAGUACUAGGCAUGGAAUUUCAUGAACAAUCUUCCAGAAUUUCCCCUAAAGAGCAGCAAAGUUCUCCUUCCCAAUCAAAGCAAAGAACUAUUCAUUCUGUAACUAGUGAAACAGAAAAUAGCUAUUUAUCACAGCAAUUAUCAAUAUUUCCUAUACAACCAUUAUUGCAUUUGCCUCAACAUCCUUCAGAACUAUUACCUUCUCAAGUUAUGAGCAGUAUGUCUGCACCGUUUUCUGUACAACCAAUUACACAUUCUAUAUUUCAUACUCCACAAAUUCCUUUACAGCCAGCUCUUUUGCAUCCAGACCAUGUUCAAAUACCCCUGGACAUUCCUGUUAGACCACACUCUCCAUUUCUAAGCUUGCCUUACUCAGCAUCCCCAUCAUUGCCCCACACAUUCUUUAUGCCUAUACAACCACAAUUUGCUCUUCCAGUGUCUGCACAAGUUGGUUGCCAUUAUCCACAAAUAAAACCAGAGGUUUCCCCUCCCUUAUCAAUUUCCAACAUUUCACCUUCCAAAGAUUAUUUUUCUGGGAGUAUCCAUACCUCUCCUCAUAGCCCACUUGCUUCAGAAUCUUCUGCGCAAGUGACCCUUUCACAUUCAGAAUCUGUUGUAUCAUUAGUUGUUCCAGUAAGAAUUCAGACACAUAUGCCUUCUUAUGGUAACGCUAUGUACACUACACUGUCUCAAAUGCUUGUUACACAACCACCUUGUUGUCCAUCUUCCCUUGUUAUGCAUAGAAUCAGUGAUGGGCAAUCUAAGGGUUAUCAUGGCAUUGACUUGCCUCAUGUUUUACCAAAAGAUCAGCGUAUAGUAAGUGAAUUGCCUUACUUAAGUGUGCCAUUUCCAAAAACUGACCCAAGCAACUACAUUCCACUUACUUCUUCUGUUGAGGGUGUCCUAGGAUUUGAUGGAAGCUCAUCAUCUGUUGGGGGCAGUAAGCGGAUGUUAUCCCCUGCUGGCAGCUUGGAGCUCACAAUGGAGACCCAGCAACAAAAAAGAGUGAAAGAAGAAGAUGAUCCAGAAGAGAGACUUCAGAAGCCAUUGCUGAAGGCGCAGUCAGUGUUGGAGCAAAGCAGAUCAACAAAUAUAGCUGUUCUUACUUCCUCACCCCAAAACAGAUCAGAGCUGUUAACACCACCGCUACCAUCUCUUUUUGACCCAUUAACAGCACUAGAAAGACAUAAAAUCCAGCUAGUACCAACUACUUUGUGUCAAUUAUUGUUACAAGAAGAACAAAUAAAAGAAGAUAGUAUAAAAGUGAAAGAAGAAAAAGAUGAUAAAGUUUUGCAUGUUCCUACUUCAUCCAGUAAGCCACCAAGCCAUGUAACAGUCUCCCUUCAGGAAGCAGAGGCUAAAAAUGCCUCAACUUUUCCAACUCUUCAUACAACCACUAAUGUCAGUUGGUGCUACCUAAACUAUGUAAAGCCAAAUCACAUGCAGCAAAGUGACCGAAGGGCUUCUGUAUAUUCUAGCUGGUGUAUUAGUUUAUAUAACCCAAAUCUUCCUGGAGUUUCAACCAGGGUGGCAUUAUCGCUGUUGAGGUCCAAGCAAAAAAUGAGUUCAGAAAUUUAUACAAUUGCCAAUGCUCCACAACUGGAUUCAAACAUGGCACACUCCCAAACCCGGAAACCCAAAAUGACAGAGCAGGCUCAUAUUCCCACUCAAGCGCACAAGGAGACACCUAGAGCUAAUAAAGAAGAAGAGAAAAGGGUCAAAUCAGAAGACUCUGGGCCGACUCCUAAGCGAGGAGAGCCUUCACGUGUGCGGAUCUUUGAGGGAGGGUACAAAUCAAAUGAGGAGUAUGUUUAUGUGCGAGGCCGCGGCCGGGGAAAGUAUGUGUGUGAGGAGUGUGGGAUUCGUUGCAAGAAACCAAGCAUGUUAAAGAAGCAUAUUCGCACACACACAGAUCACCGGCCAUAUGUGUGCAAGCACUGCAAUUUUGCCUUCAAAACCAAAGGGAAUUUAACUAAACACAUGAAAUCCAAAGCACACAGCAAAAAGUGCCAGGAACUAGGUUUAGUGCCACCGUCUUUUGCUGACCUGGAUGCAGAGGAAGGGACAAGUGAAGAGCGAUGGCCAGAGAGUGAUGUGGUGGAAGAGCAUCAGUUCUCUGACUUAGAAGAUACAGAUGACGAUGAAGAUUCUGAUGGAGAAGAGGAGGACGAUGAUGAUGAAGAUGAAAGUCAGGAAGAAAAAAAUCCAGAUAUCUCACCAAGUACUGUCACUUCUUAUUCACCUAAUGAGCCAAGACAAAACCCAGACAGUGCAGAUAACACUUCUGCUUGCCAAUUCUCUUCUCGGCAAUUACAGACUUCAGAGUCUUCUGGAAAAGAUUCCCAAACACUGCUGCUAUCUGAUCAGUCAGUGUCUCAAGAGCUAAUCCCCAGUAGACCGUGGUCUCCAGGCAAAGAUAUAGGCAGUAGUCGGGCAGGUCCAUCCAGGAGACAUGUUCUCCAGAAGAGAGAAAGCUCCCCAAAAUGUUUUUCACCGACAGGCUGUACCUCACCCCGUAGGGGAAUGUCACCAUGCCAGCGCUUGCCAUCAGCUAGGGAAGUGUCUCCUUUACGAUGUGUUUCUCCUCAGCAACUGUCUCCUCAUCGUAAUCUUUCACCAAGGGCAUAUAUGUCACCAGAGAGGGGUUCUUCACCACCAGUCCGACAUUUAUCCCCCAGCAGUGAAGUCACAAGUCUGCGUUAUGCAGCUUUUAGAGGUGGACUAGCUUCACCACCCAGGUAUCCAUCUCUUGGGAGAGAAGAGCCCCAUCAUACAAGGUCAGAUGCUCAGAUCCACUUAAAAGCUCAGCAUGGAGUACUUCCAUCUAGAGCUCAACCUCAUGGGACUUCUGAACCUCUGGAGUCUUCAGGGAUCAAGAAACCACGACCAUCCGUUUUCCCUGCUGUACCAAGAACCUUUUGCUCACCUCUUACACCUCAUACAUUGCCAAGGAGUGGAGAAAACUUAUAUACCCAUCUGCCUCUGCAUUCGCAGCAUCUUCAGCGGACACCCUAUCCAAUGAUCCCUAUUGGGGGCAUUCAAAUGGUACAGGCCCGACCCAGCCCUCAACCCUCUCUAGUAGGACCCAUACUUUCUGAACUACAUGUAGAAGGCCCUGAUAAGGAGGCACCACAAGAAAGAAAUGAGCAGCCACUCAGGACUAACAGGAGAGAGGAAGACAGGGCAAUGUCAACCCCCAGCACAGCCCCACAGCAUUCACCAACUCCAAGCACUUACUGCCAAACCGCUUGCACUCCAUCUCCACCACCUGGAACACCUCACUCCAGCGUUGACUGUCUUAAAGAAGAGCAUGUGGAAGGGGAAGGGUGACUUGGCUCUACCAAAAAGGGUGCUCCCAUUUUCAGUUCCUUCUUUCUAUGAUCUCUCCAUAUAGGUGACAGCAUGAGGCUAACUGUGAAAAGGAAUCCUUUUAAGGAUAACAGUCCAAGGUGUUGAAAAUCCAAAUAUAGCAAUGUGAGAUUUGUUUGGAUCCCUUAAGGGUACAGGGUUAGAAUUGCGUGGAGUUGAAGAAAGAAACCUUUGUACGAUUGAGAAUAAUCGUGGAAUCUUUACAAAGUUUAAGAAUUGGUAAUCUUCAGUUAGAGUUAAGCAUCCAGGGUAUGACUAACCCUUUAAGCGUUCACGUUCUUUUCUGCUCUGGUACUGAAAGACACUUACAAUUACCGUAAACGUUAGGAUCAGUUGCAUCCACAUCUAUAAUAUAGAAUGAUACAUACAUAUAUAUAUUUUAAGAUACACAAUAGACAUCCUUUCCCUCCAGUUCAGGGCUAAAGGGAACAACUUCAUUUCAUUCCAUUUUGUCCCAUCAAUGUCAUCCCAUAUGCAGUUUAUCUGUGCCUUUUUAUACACAAUUUUCUUUUAAGAUGAAAAACAAAAAAUAUAUAAAAAAGGAACUUUCUACGCUGUGAAAAAUGUGAAUCUUUUCCAAUGUGCACCUGCUUCUAUAAAUAUUUUAUUGGGGAAAGCCAGAUUUCUAAGAAUCUGUUUUGGCUGUGCUCCCCCUUAUAAUGUGAUCCUGAGAUGUUGGAAGGAAAUGCACUGAAAAAGUUGUUUUUGUUGUUUUUUUAGUCUAUAUAUAUCUGAAUAUCUAUCUAUAUAUAUUGAAAUGGGAUAGGUGUCUACAGUGGUGUACAGAUAUAUUUAUACAAAUUUAUUUAAUUAGAAUUGUAUUGUCUUUUUCUGUUUUUGCUUUAAGGGUUUUGGGUACAAAAGAAAUGAAAGCUUUAUUUUAUGUUGUCACUAAACCCAGCACUUCUCCAAUGUGAUGAAAGUGGUACAGCACUUGAUGUGCUGUGGAGCAAUGCUGAAUGAUGUGGAACUGCAGUAACUGCACUGUAUAAUGUUGGGGAGCACUCAUUCUGGAUGUGAGAGAACUGAGAACUGUGUAUUGUCAGUUACCGUGCUAAACUGCACUGCUCAAAAGAAAAAGGAAAAGUCUGGUACCGUGUUAGCCAAUAGAAAACUAGUUUAGUUCUAUCAAUAAGAGAAACAAAAUAAGAGUAUUUCAGGUUUGAUAACUUUUA
Bufo bufo (common toad) is the source of this 8655-nucleotide messenger RNA. RefSeq names its product HIVEP zinc finger 3 (gene HIVEP3). The record is from RefSeq and is a predicted model, not a curated record. NCBI's taxonomy places the organism in Eukaryota, Metazoa, Chordata, Amphibia, Anura, Bufonidae. Gene Ontology annotation, molecular function: DNA-binding transcription factor activity, RNA polymerase II-specific; RNA polymerase II cis-regulatory region sequence-specific DNA binding. Gene Ontology annotation, biological process: regulation of transcription by RNA polymerase II. The transcript is spliced from 8 exons. Gene Ontology annotation, cellular component: nucleus. Bases 1013 to 7441 code for a protein of 2142 amino acids.